ACAAAAAAUGUGAUACGUCUGCAUUUCUGCUUCCUAUAUUAUUGUUUUCUUUUUGUGUUAAUUUUAAUGUUUUUCUACCUCCAAAAAACCGGCUCGACAAUUUAUUCAUUAGAUAUAAAUGAAAGUAUACAACAGUAGCGUUAUCGUGUUAACUAGUCCUUUAAAAGUUUUGGCGAGCUUUUGAACGGUAUCAAUGAAAAGUUAUUUGUGUGUUUAAAUAGUCACAAACCAUGGGAUCGACCUCGGUUCUAACUCUGCUGACUGUCCUGAGUGUGUUCACUGCACUGUUUGCAGUGAUAUUCCAGGCUUAUCUAGCAUCAAACGACUUGAUGAAGCUAACUACCAUAUUACAGAAUAUGAAGACAUUAGAAAACCAGAUCCCAAGCCACAAAGCACGAGUCGCAAUCGGGUAUGGAUCCUGUAGCGAUCUCUAUGUUAAGGCAGUUGAUUUCCUGAAUUUCACCGAGAGCCUUGAAAAUGCGUUGAGCCAAGGAACGUACAACGUGGAUGACAUUAAUACCGAGGACGAGUUUCUGCAGAGCUUCGCGUAUUAUUUCCAAAGGGGUGCUGCCGCUGAGCGCUUCACUUCCAACAAGGAAUUGUUUCAGAAUUUGGUGAGAUUAGCUAAAAAAUCUAGCACAGCUGAACCGCGAUGGGCUUUGGGAGGCAACGCUCCGGUCAUUGGUUCUCGAUUGGCCAUGGAGGGUGCUGAGGUGAUGCUGGCCGCCAAAAUGUCAUCGAAACUGAAGAGUCAUCUUAGGCCUGAUGUUCGAUUGGUCGGUAGUUCGAUUGACGACGAUGAUAUUCAUUUGAUUCUUGAAUACAAAACUGGUGAUGAGUGGGGAACUCUGAAGUCCCCGCGAGCAAAUCGAUAUAUUCUGCACAAUGAUCAUAACAAUCCUUUCAUCAAUUCACUCGAGGAAUUCGAACUGGCACUGCCAGAAUUCAACCCGCAUUUGUUUGUGGUAAGUGGUCUACAGAUGAUGGAUAACUAUGUUUAUCAACCGGGCGUUCGAGAAAGUCGAAUCGAAAAAGUUCGCGCACAAAUGCAAUCGCAGCCUUCGGAUACUUUGGUGCAUUUCGAAAUGGCGAGUUUUGUUGAACUUGAGUUAUUUCAGUUACUUUUGAAGGAUGUCAUUCCAUACAGCGACUCGCUAGGUAUGAAUGAACAGGAACUGGACAACCUUCAACAAGUCCUUGAAACGGGCAAAAUAAGUCUUGUCGCUGACUGCAAUCCACGCGUGGCGCUGUCUCUCGACCAGUUGAGAGCAGUUAUCAGGAUACUCAACAAUGAUUACUAUAUGAAGCGGGAUGCCGAUCCAAACCGUCGGAUGUUAUCACGGAUUCAUUUGCACACGCUAGCGUACCAAGCGAUUGUUACCGCGAAAGGCACAUCGUGGAAUAAUACGAAAAAUGCCGCAGCAAAGGCUUCUCUAACCGCUCAUCGUCACGUCUGUGCGAGCUCGAUUGUAAAUCCAGAUGCGGCGUACAGAUUACUCGACGAUAGCUUCGCCACGUCCACGCUCGAAGGAGCUAGGAGGAUUCCAUUUUCAAAGGAGGAUCCAGUUUCCUGUUGGAACGAAACCAUUCCAGUGAACAAUCAACAUCAGCUGGAGGUGGAGAUCUGUGUGGCUCCUGUACUGAUAUGUAAGGUGGCAAAGCAGACGGCUGGCGCUGGCGACAACAUCUCCGGUGCGGGGCUUGUUCUACAAAUUUGAUCGUAGCACUGCGAUAAACUCUUGUUAUAACAUUCUGCAUUUAAAAACUUGGUUGUAAAGAUUUCCUAAAGAUUUUAUGAAAAUUCAAGACUAAUGUAACAAAUCUAGCUACAGCACUGUAUACAGAAGGCUUUCUCAGCAUAUCACAGUUUCGACUGUGGAUGCAAGAAUGUCUAUAUUUUACAUAUUCCGACCUUUUUUAGAUGUAAAUAUUUUUUCCUCAAUUUUUUUUUAUGAAAGUUAAUGACUAAACAUUCCUGUUAUUUUCCUAUUUUGUCGACAAAUAUAUACAAAGAAAAACG
Molecule: messenger RNA, 2020 nt
Organism: Toxorhynchites rutilus septentrionalis
Lineage: Eukaryota; Metazoa; Arthropoda; Insecta; Diptera; Culicidae
Product: ADP-dependent glucokinase
Exons: 3
Coding region: 231-1718 (495 amino acids)
Biological process (GO): glucose metabolic process
Cellular component (GO): endoplasmic reticulum
Molecular function (GO): ADP-specific glucokinase activity
Source: RefSeq, a predicted model, not a curated record